AUGCAAGACUGGCACCUCGGGUCACACCUCCAGGAGAGGCCACAGCAGCCGCGAUCCCAGGGAAGGUCAGCAGCCCUGACCGUAGGAGAGGCCAGCAGCCAAGACCUCAGAAGAGGUGGAAAGAAAGUGACGUUCCUAGUGGGAGGUGAUGGAGAACCCGUGGUGGUGGUGCUUGGUGGUGCCAGAGAUGAUGUAGACACCAUUCUUCAGGAGAGAGCCAGGAGACAGGCUGACCUCGAAGCAGACCAACUCAAGUAUAUCCGCCCCCACCUAUAUGCCUCGACCUCAUCAUCGCUGGAAGAAGGUCCUGAUGAAGACAUAUAUGGCAGGAUACACUUCUCCCUCCACUAUGAUGCCACUGAGUCAGUUUUACUGGUGAAGGUGCUGGAGGCUGUUGAUCUUCCUCGACCUGCUUGCAAAGAUCGCAGUGAUAUGGCGCACUCAAACCCCUAUGUCAAGAUCUGUCUUCUUCCAGACACCAAAAACUCUUUCCAAACUACAGUGAAGAAGAAGACGCAGGAUCCUGUCUUUGAGGAGACUUUCUCCUUCGAGCUGCCAUACAGGGAGGUUAUUCGUCGUACCCUAGAACUCAAAGUGAAGGAUUUUGACAAGUACUCUCGCCAUUGUGUCGUUGGCCAUGUGCUCCUGCCUUUACAAAAUGUUAAUUUGGCCAGACCCUCACGUCUUUGGAGACCUCUCGCCCAGUGCAAUCCAGAUGCAGAGGAAUACGGUGAACUGCUGCUGUCGCUGAACUACCUUCCUACUGCUGGGCGCCUUAAUGUAGACAUCAUCAAGGCCAAACAGAUCCUCCAGACCAACCUUGUUCGAGGAGCAGAUCCAUAUGUUCGUGUGUCUCUGGUGGUACGUGGUCGACAUCUCAAGUCAAAGAAAACUGGUGUCAAAAAGAAUACUCUUUCGCCUUCCUUUAAUGAGUCAUUUAGCUUCCAGAUAGCAUCUCCAGAGCUGCGUGAAGCAUCACUUGUGAUCACUGUUUGGGACUGGAAUGGUGGAAUCAUGAGAGACGAAUUUAUUGGCAGAAUUGUCUUAGGGAAACAACCAUCAGGUCCACACGAGAUUAAUCACUGGAACAAUAUGAUGGGGUCACAGAGGCAUGCCGUCGCUCAGUGGCAUUCACUCCAUUCCCGCCAGCAGUGUGAUGAGGUUUCAUCUGCUUCCCGUGCUGUCCCAUGAGCAGUUAGCGGCACUCCAAGAGGAUUGUCUUCAAAGUUAAGCUGACAGGCAUCAUUUACUUGGCACAAGUGUUAGUGUGUUGGCUUUUAUGUCUCAUGUCUUGGGUUCUCCAGGAGCCUUCAUGCAUUGGCUAAGACAGAGUUGCAGGUGGGAAUUAACUAAGUGCUUUAUGGUAAUGCUUUACUGUAUCUGACAGUUUCUUUUCUCUUUCCCUUCAGUGGUGUAGGG
This is a messenger RNA of Cherax quadricarinatus, 1419 nucleotides long. The record is from RefSeq and is a predicted model, not a curated record. Lineage: Eukaryota; Metazoa; Arthropoda; Malacostraca; Decapoda; Parastacidae.